Molecule: messenger RNA, 1519 nt
Organism: Gracilinanus agilis (Agile Gracile Mouse Opossum)
Lineage: Eukaryota; Metazoa; Chordata; Mammalia; Didelphimorphia; Didelphidae
Product: probable RNA polymerase II nuclear localization protein SLC7A6OS
Exons: 1
Coding region: 310-1383 (357 amino acids)
Biological process (GO): developmental process
Source: RefSeq, a predicted model, not a curated record
CUCCUGGCUGAGGAGGUAGCUCCAGUAGAGCUAUUUUCUCUAAGCCUUCUCACAUUGCUCUGCUCCAUUGGUUCCCUUCCACUCUGGGACAGAAUUCUGACUAGACUAGAGAUAGCAUACCUUUGGCAAGCAGGAUUUUUUCACCUCAUUGAGGUGAGGUCCAACCACUCCAUUGAACCUUUGCCCACUGCCUGAGGACUCCCAGGACAUCCGGACUGGGGGAAGCCCCUGCCAGGGCCUGAGCUGGACUUCUGAACCUUUCAGAAACUCAGAAAGGAGGCCAGAGGGAAAGGAGAAGAGGGGCCUGGCAUGAUGGAGGCCUGUGGGGCCCCAGCAGUGUUGCGAGUGAGGAGGAAGCGAGGAGAGGAGCCCCCUGAGGCACUCUUUGUCCCCUGUAAAAGGCAGAGGAGGGAGGAUGGAGGCGAGGACUGGGGGUCCCCCCCUUCCCUGCCCCUGGGGGAGAACGUCUUCUUCAAGCUGGCGGCUACAGUGUCCUCCCAGCAUGAACCUGUUCCAAAGUAUGUCAGGGAAGCUCUUCACAGACAGAGAGCCACCAGAGCCCUGAAGCCCUCAUGUCAGAGUCAUCAGAGAAUCCAGCAGCAUCUCCUAGCUAGGAAGCAGGGCACCAGGCAGCAAGAGCGCUACCACCUGCUCUCCACACACCGAGCCCCUCCUGCACAGGCACAGGCACAGGCACAGGCACAGGCACAGGCACCCCAGCCUCCUCUAGACCCUGCCCACACCACUCAGGGGCACCAGCUAGACUCUGGUCUUACCACGCCAAAGUCACAAAGACAGCAAGGAGCCACACUUCCCCAGGCACCCUCUGCACAAGGCUUCCACUCAUUUGACAGCGUUCCUCAGGCCGCCUCUGAACAGGAGAAGCCCUCCGCGCCUGACACCUGCUCUCACGACUCUGACCCAGAUGUCAUCCUCUCUCAUGCUGUCAAGCUCAUGCGGGAGCACCUAGCCAUCUCCAAGGAAGCCAAAGGAAGGCAGCAUCGGGAAAGAGAGCAAGAUUAUGUCUAUGACAUUUACUACCUGCACGCACCUCCCCCAGGACCCACUGAGAGCAUCCCCUCUGUGCACAGCUACGGCCACGACUGGGAACUGAUAGCCCCUGACCAGCAAGAACAGGACAUCUAUGCUGAGGACCAGGAGGAAGAGGAGGAUGAAAACAGUGAGAAUCACUGGGGCAACCAGUACCCUGAGGAGCAAGAACCAAGCACGGACACAGACAGCUCCAGGGCCUCUGAUGAACAAUAUGGCAGCCUCAGUGAUGAGGACAGGACUCUCAUCACACCAAGGACAUGCAACAAAUAUGCUGACCAUGUGCUAAAGGAGUUUGACUAUGACUGCUCCCAGGACUUUGAUUCUGACUAAGGACUACACAAACAUUCACCCGGUCCCCAGCAUCAGCCCCCGAGGUGCUCCUCUUUCAAAGCUCCCAACAUGGCCCCCUUCACCUGCUGCCUCACCUCUGGGACACCUGCACUUCUCCACCAUGCUUCAACAAGCA